UUUCCAUAAACUUCCCGAUCACAGGAUUCCCUUUUGCCAUCGACGGACGGAGCUCUAGGUGGAGGAAGAAAUCGAGGCCAAAAUUCAUCGUUUCUCUUUGAUCUCCUUGCCGGAAUCAUGUCCUCCUUCAGCGGCGAUGAGACUGCUCCUUUCUUCGGAUUCCUCGGAGCCGCUGCCGCCCUCGUCUUCUCCUGCAUGGGAGCGGCGUACGGGACUGCAAAGAGCGGUGUUGGGGUGGCCUCCAUGGGUGUGAUGCGGCCGGAGCUGGUCAUGAAAUCGAUCGUGCCAGUUGUCAUGGCAGGGGUGCUCGGUAUCUACGGGUUGAUAAUUGCUGUGAUCAUAAGUACCGGGAUCAACCCCAAAGCAAAGUCAUACUACCUUUUUGACGGGUACGCUCAUCUCUCCUCGGGCCUCGCUUGCGGUCUUGCAGGUUUGUCUGCAGGCAUGGCGAUCGGGAUCGUUGGCGAUGCCGGUGUUCGGGCCAACGCGCAGCAGCCUAAGUUGUUUGUUGGCAUGAUUCUCAUUCUCAUCUUUGCUGAAGCACUGGCACUCUACGGUCUCAUUGUUGGUAUCAUUCUUUCCUCUCGCGCUGGCCAAUCCAGGGCAGAUUAAGAUUCUCAAGCUCUACAUUCGGUAUCCACUGGUGACUUGGUCUCCAUGUUCAUAUUGAAUAUCCAUACAAUCGAGUUUGCUUUCUUGGUUUUAUGUUGCAUUCUGAGUAGAUAUGUCUGCUAAGAAAGUUUUCACAAUACUAUUUUUCUGUCAGCCACAUUGUUUUGGUCGAUAUCAUGCAAAUGGUCAUGUGUAUGUUAAUUGACAUAAUUUUUUAUCCGAUAAUGUUAUCCAUAUUUAGUUGAA
This is a messenger RNA of Zingiber officinale, 858 nucleotides long. RefSeq names its product V-type proton ATPase 16 kDa proteolipid subunit. The record is from RefSeq and is a predicted model, not a curated record. The transcript is spliced from 3 exons. Gene Ontology annotation, molecular function: proton-transporting ATPase activity, rotational mechanism. The coding region runs from base 118 to 612 and encodes 164 amino acids. Lineage: Eukaryota; Viridiplantae; Streptophyta; Magnoliopsida; Zingiberales; Zingiberaceae. Gene Ontology annotation, biological process: proton transmembrane transport. Gene Ontology annotation, cellular component: proton-transporting V-type ATPase, V0 domain.